AUGGGCUCGCUGCGCGGUCUGCUCGAGGGGGUCGUCGACACCGCCCUCGACUCGCUUUACACAGCAACAGGUAGUUUGACGCAGAGCAGGACAAAUGGCCUCUCGCUCCUGGGGACUCUCUUAGCCCCUACCUUACCUCUCUUCCUAACCAACAACUCUUUGCCAGAUGGGUACCCGUGGGGGGAGCUGACCGACGAGGGUACCAACCCGUACACGGAGUGCCCCAGGACCGGCGUGACAAGACACUACGACUUCACGGUGAGCCGGGCUUCUAUCGCUCCCGACGGGUACCUACGCGAUGUGCUCCUCGUCAACGGGGCCUUCCCCGGGCCGCUGGUCGAGGCCAACUGGGGCGACACGAUCGUGGUGGAUGUCCAUAACGACAUUACCGGGCCGGAGGAGGGCACAGCAAUCCAUUGGCACGGGUUUUUGCAGCACGGGACGCCCUGGGAGGACGGCGUUCCUGGCAUAACCCAAUGUCCGAUCCCGCCCAGGAGAAGCUACAGGUAUGAGUUCGUCGCUAGUCUUUACGGCACAAGCUGGUACCACUCCCACUACUCGGCCCAAUUCGCCGGCGGUCUCUUCGGGCCCAUUGUGAUUCACGGCCCAACGCGCGAGAAUUACGAUAUCGACCUCGGUCCCAUCCUGCUCACCGACUGGUACCACAGAGAAUAUUUCGACAUCAUCGAGGAAAUGCUCGCUCCUGGCGGCAGCGCCAAGGUGGUGUCGGACAACAACUUGAUCGACGGCAAGAUGCAUUUCGACUGCUCGACUGUCGCUCCAGGGGAUAACACUCCGUGCUUCGACAACGCCGGAGUCUCCAAGUUCAGGUUUCAGACGGGCAAGACGCAUAGGCUGCGCCUGAUCAACGGCGGUGCUGACGGCGUUCAGCGCUUCUCGAUCGACGAGCACACACUCACCGUCAUCGCUGAGGACUUUGUACCGGUGAAACCCUACAACACCUCGGUGGUCACCCUGGGGGUCGGUCAGCGCGCCGACGUGCUCGUCACGGCAAAUGUCGGCGAGCCCACCUCGGCCUUCUGGAUGCGGUCCAACCUGUCGUCGUGCCUGCCGGCGCGGCAACCCUAUGCCGUGGCGGCCGUCUACUAUGACCAAGCGGACACUUCAACCACGCCAUCGAGCAGGGCCUGGGACGUCCUCGACCCCGGAACGUGCACAAAUGACGACCUCGACAUCACCGAGCCGCUGUUUCCCAUCCCACUGCCCGAACCGACCCUGACCCAUACCAUGGACAUCGAGCUCUUCACCAACGCCUCCAACGUGACGCUGUGGAAGUUCAACGGCGUCUCGAUGCGUGCCGACUACAACAGUCCCGUCCUCCUGCUGGCCAACGACGGCAAUUUCACCUACCCACCCCAGUGGAACGUGGUCAACCAGCACAACCACACGGCCAUCCGCAUCAUCGUGAACAACAGGAGCCCCAGCGCUCACCCGAUGCAUCUCCACGGUCACAAUUUCUACGUUCUCCACGAGGGCCCGGGAGAAUGGGACGGCACCAUCGUCCGUCCGUCGAACCCCCGCAGGAGAGACGUGUACUCGGUACGGAGCAAGGGCCACUUGGUGAUUCAGUUUGACGGCGCGCCCGGCGUCUGGCCCUUCCACUGCCACAUCGCUUGGCACGUGUCCGGCGGCUUCAUGGCGACGCUGAUCGUCAAGCCCGACGAGGUGGAGCGCAUGGAGAUCCCCCGCGACGUGGAGAAGAACUGUCGGGCGUGGGCGAUGUGGUCCAAGUAUAACGUCGUAGACCAGAUCGAUAGCGGGACUUGA
This is a messenger RNA of Thermothelomyces thermophilus ATCC 42464, 1788 nucleotides long. Its product is annotated as copper binding domain-containing laccase. Bases 1 to 1788 code for a protein of 595 amino acids. The record is from RefSeq and is a predicted model, not a curated record. The transcript is spliced from 5 exons. Gene Ontology annotation, molecular function: oxidoreductase activity; copper ion binding. Lineage: Eukaryota; Fungi; Ascomycota; Sordariomycetes; Sordariales; Chaetomiaceae.